AUGAAAUGCAGCCUCCGUUUUGCCGUCGGCAUAUCCUGUCUCAUACUCGUCGCCUUGUGGUUUCUCGUGCGGCAUUUCGCAGAUCUCCUGGACCAGUACAGCGGAGGUUCAUAUUUGAUUGACUACUUUUAUGCGCGCUUCGGUUCCGGGUCCCUUGAUUUGCGGAAAGACCCAGUACGUGCCCACGAUGUCGAGGUGGGUGAUAAAAUCAUUGUCAUGGCAAAACUGGAAGAAGAGGACACAGAUUGGGUACGGGAUGAGCUGCCAGACUGGCAAAGAGCCGUAUACAUCGUAAACCCCUCCCAAAAAACUCUUAACGACCCCAGCGCCCUCACCGUCCCCACAAACAAAGGCCGCGAAUCCAUGGCCUACCUCUCCUACAUCAUAGAUAACUACCACAUCCUCCCUCGCACCAUCGCCUUCCUCCACGCGCAUCGCUCCGGUUUCUUGCAGGCAUGGCACGUCGAUGCGCCCUUGCACGAUAACGUCAUCGCCAUGCGCACGCUCCGGAUCGACUAUGUGCAGCACAGCGGCUAUGUCAAUCUGCGCUGUAAUUGGAACCCCGGCUGCAAGAAAGCGCAUAGGAUCAAUCGGCAUGUGACAGACGAGGUGUGGGCGGAAGUAUUCUCGGGGACGAGCACCCCGCCGCGGAAUCAGUCGUCAUCAUCGUCGUCUGGAGAAGAACAAGGAGAAGAAAGCGCAGCAGCUGUUGCAGGCGACGACACCAACCAUCCACUGCUGAAAACCAUGGAUAAACCGGCAGAGGUGGCAGCAGCGUGUUGCGCACAGUUUGCCAUGUCGCGCGAGCAGGUUCUAAAGAGGCCGUUGGAGGAUUAUAUACACUUCCGCAACUGGGUGAUUUCGACCGAGAAGGAUGAUGCGAGCAGCGGGCGUGUCAUGGAGUUCUUGUGGCAUAUUAUUUUUGGGAUGGAUUCUGUGUUUUGCCCUGACGAAGAAGUCUGCUACUGCGCCGUUUUCGGACGGUGCAAAUGA
Molecule: messenger RNA, 993 nt
Organism: Blastomyces dermatitidis ER-3
Lineage: Eukaryota; Fungi; Ascomycota; Eurotiomycetes; Onygenales; Ajellomycetaceae
Exons: 4
Coding region: 1-993 (330 amino acids)
Source: RefSeq, a predicted model, not a curated record